GGAGUCCCUGGACGCCCGCCCGCUGCCCGCUUGGUUCGACCAGGCCAAGUUCGGCAUCUUCAUCCACUGGGGCGUGUUCUCCGUGCCCAGUUUCGGGAGCGAAUGGUUCUGGUGGUAUUGGCAAAAGGAAAAAAUACAAACAUUUGUGGACUUUAUGAAAAAUAACUACCCUCCUGAUUUCAAAUAUGAAGAUUUUGGACCACUAUUUACCGCAAAGUUUUAUGAUGCGAACCAGUGGGCAGAUAUUUUUCAGGCUUCUGGUGCCAAAUAUGUUGUCUUAACUUCCAAACAUCAUGAGGGCUUCACCUUGUGGGGUUCAGAGCACUCAUGGAACUGGAAUGCUGUAGAUGAGGGGCCCACGAGGGACGUCGUCAAGGAACUGGAGGUAGCCAUUAGGAACAGGACUGACCUGCGUUUUGGACUCUACUAUUCCCUUUUUGAGUGGUUUCAUCCGCUCUUCCUUGAUGAUGAAUCCAGCUCCUUCCAGAAGCGACAGUUUCCAGUUUCUAAGAUGCAGCCCGAGCUCUACGAGUUGGUGAACAAGUACCGGCCGGAGGUCCUGUGGGCAGAUGGCGAUGGAGGGGCACCCGAUUGCUACUGGAACAGCACAGGUUUCUUAGCUUGGCUGUACAAUGAAAGCCCAGUUCGGGACACAGUAGUCACCAAUGACCGUUGGGGAGCUGGUAGCAUCUGUAAGCAUGGUGGCUACUAUACCUGCAGUGACCGGUAUAACCCAGGACAUCUUCUGCCACAAAAGUGGGAAAACUGCAUGACAAUAGACAAGUUUUCCUGGGGCUAUAGGAGGAAUGCAGGAAUCCGUGACUACCUUACAAUUGAAGAAUUGGUGAAGCAACUUGUAGAAACAGUUUCAUGUGGAGGAAAUCUUUUGAUGAAUAUUGGGCCCACUAAGGAUGGCACCAUUUCCCCAGUUUUUGAGGAGCGAUUAAGGCAAAUGGGGACCUGGCUAAAAGUCAAUGGAGAAGCCAUUUAUGAAACCAACACUUGGAGAUCCCAGAAUGACACUGUCACCCCAGAUGUGUGGUACACAUCAAAAGCUAAAGAAAACUUGGUCUAUGCCAUGUUUCUCAAAUGGCCCACAUCAGGACAGCUGUUUCUUGGCCAACCCAAAGCUACUCUGGGGUCAACAGAGGUUAAGCUACUGGGACAUGGACAGCCACUUAAAUGGAUCUCUUUGGAGAAAAAUGGCAUUAUGGUGGAACUGCCACAUCUCACCUUUCAUCAGAUGCCUUGUAAAUGGGGCUGGGCUCUAGCACUAACUAACGUGAUCUAAUGUGCAGCGGAGUGGUUCAUGCUGCAGUUACAUCUAAGACUAGAAAAUAUCAGGUUUCUAUAAUUAUAGCACAUGGAGAAAGCAAAUGUAAAAUGGGUCAAGAAAAGUCAAGUACUUAUUUAGGCAAUACAGUCCCUUUCCCCUCUUACCCCUUAAAUUACCCAUGUAACUGUUGUAACUCUCCAGUGACCUUGUGUUCAGAACAGGCCUCGCCAAGAUGCGCCACUUUGGAAUGUAUUCUUUUGAGCUGAAGGCAAUUGAGACUCUGAGGCUCAUGAGAAACUUUUCUCUCUCCCUUAAGGAAUUUCAAUUUGGGGCCUUGCCCAUAAUAAGAGUUAUCACCAGAGAUACAUUUUUGGUGUUUUUUUUUUUAAAAAAAAUAUAUUUAUCACCAUUUUAAUGUUUCAAGUAAACUGACAGAUCUACAAAGUAAAGAAUAUCUUAAAAAUCUUUGACAGGAUAUUUAAUUUUGUUAGAAUUAAUAUAGAGAUUAAUAUUAAAAACAAAGGAGAAAAUCCACAUAAUUCCAAGAAUAGUGUUGUUACAAGCCUUCUUGGGUCAGUUAACAAUCUUUACCAUCUCCACUUAAUUCUGCAAUCACAAACCUUGCACAUGUCCUCCCACUUAAGACAUUUUUGACAAAGAAAUGUCAGUCAUUGCUGUACACAUCGUGGAAAGAAAUAACUUCUUAUGACCUUUCUAUAAUAGGGCAGGACAAACUUCAAAGUACUGAGCAUCUGAUUUUCUCUUCAUCCUGCAAAGACCUCCCUCCCUCUGAAGCCUCCAUGGGCCUUUCCUUACUCCUCAACCUUAGCUCAGAAUGUCAUAAAUGCCUCAUUUUAACUUCCUGUCUCUGAACCUUUCAUGUGUGUGGAGUUCUCAUAUGCACACAUGUGAUUAAAUUUGAUUAUCUUCUCUUA
Molecule: messenger RNA, 2211 nt
Organism: Myotis brandtii (Brandt's bat)
Lineage: Eukaryota; Metazoa; Chordata; Mammalia; Chiroptera; Vespertilionidae
Gene: FUCA2
Product: fucosidase, alpha-L- 2, plasma
Exons: 7
Coding region: 155-1291 (378 amino acids)
Biological process (GO): glycoside catabolic process; fucose metabolic process
Cellular component (GO): lysosome
Molecular function (GO): alpha-L-fucosidase activity
Source: RefSeq, a predicted model, not a curated record